UUUUUUUUUUUAAAAACCUUUUCCGGGAGUCUCCAGCUGGCCCUGGUGUGUGUCAGGAGCGCGGUGUAGACAGGAGUUCCAGGCAGGCUCAGUCACACGAAGUUCCUGUCUUUUCUGAAGUGGAGGAGGUUUUCCUGGUGUUUGUUUGGUUUGGGCUUUUCUUUUCUUUCUUUUUUUUUUUUUUUUCUUUUGAGGUAAUUUUAAUCGCUUUGAAUAAAUAACUCUCCCUUAAGUGACUGGCCGUAGGAAGGGGAGAAAGAGCACGGCGGUGAGUUAAAGCCGGGGAGGAAGAGAGAACUGCCCCAUAGCGUGGCUCCUCUAGAAAUUAACACACAAAUACAUACAUCAUCAGAGUGUUUUACUAGAUCCCAAAAAUGUCGAGAUAUGUGCAAGAUCUUAGUAAAGCCAUGUCUCAAGAUGGUGCUUCUCAGUUUCAAGAAGUCAUUCGACAAGAGCUAGAAUUAUCUGUGAAGAAGGAACUAGAAAAAAUACUUACCACAGCACCAUCACAUGAGUUUGAGCACACUAAAAAAGACCUUGAUGGAUUUCGGAAGCUAUUUCAUAGAUUUUUGCAAGAAAAGGGGCCUUCUGUGGAUUGGGGAAAAAUACAGAGACCUCCAGAAGAUUCGAUUCAACCCUAUGAAAAGAUAAAGGCCAGGGGCUUACCUGAUAAUAUAUCUUCUGUGCUGAACAAGCUGGUGGUGGUGAAACUCAACGGUGGUUUGGGAACCAGCAUGGGCUGCAAAGGCCCCAAAAGUCUGAUCGGUGUGAGGAAUGAGAAUACUUUUUUGGAUCUGACCGUUCAGCAAAUUGAACAUUUGAACAAAACCUACAAUACAGAUGUUCCUCUUGUUCUAAUGAACUCUUUUAACACGGAUGAAGAUACAAAAAAAAUACUACAGAAGUACAAUCAUUGUCGUGUGAAAAUCUACACUUUUAAUCAAAGCAGGUACCCAAGGAUUAAUAAAGAAUCUUUACUGCCUGUAGCAAAGGAUGUCUCAUACUCAGGGGAAAAUACAGAAGCUUGGUACCCUCCAGGUCAUGGUGAUAUUUAUGCCAGUUUCUACAACUCUGGUUUGCUCGACACCCUUAUAGGAGAAGGCAAAGAGUAUAUUUUUGUGUCAAACAUAGAUAAUCUGGGUGCCACUGUGGAUCUUUAUAUUCUUAAUCAUCUAAUGAACCCACCCAAUGGAAAACCCUGUGAAUUUGUCAUGGAAGUCACAAAUAAAACACGUGCAGAUGUAAAGGGUGGGACGCUCACCCAGUAUGAAGGCAAGUUGAGACUCGUGGAAAUCGCUCAAGUGCCAAAAGCUCAUGUGGAUGAGUUCAAGUCUGUAUCAAAAUUCAAAAUAUUCAACACAAACAACCUCUGGAUCUCUCUUGCAGCAGUUAAGAGACUGCAGGAGCAAAAUGCUAUUGAUAUGGAAAUCAUUGUGAAUCCCAAGACUUUGGAUGGAGGCCUGAACGUCAUUCAGUUAGAAACUGCAGUAGGGGCUGCCAUUAAAAGUUUUGAGAACUCGCUCGGUAUUAAUGUUCCUCGGAGCCGUUUUCUACCUGUCAAAACCACAUCAGAUCUCUUACUUGUGAUGUCAAACCUCUAUAGCCUUAAUGCGGGAUCUUUGACGAUGAGUGAAAAGCGGGAAUUUCCUACAGUACCCUUGGUUAAAUUAGGCAGUUCUUUUACCAAGGUUCAGGAUUAUCUGAGAAGGUUUGAAAGUAUACCAGAUAUGCUUGAAUUGGAUCACCUCACAGUUUCAGGAGAUGUGACAUUUGGCAAGAAUGUUUCACUAAAGGGAACAGUUAUCAUCAUUGCAAAUCAUGGUGACCGAAUUGACAUCCCACCUGGAGCAGUAUUAGAGAACAAGAUUGUAUCGGGGAACCUCCGUAUCUUGGACCACUGAGAGGAAAAAUACUGUGUACACUUCAUACUAAUUAUGGGCUAAACAGUUUCUUACAAUGAAAUGUUCUCUAGGAUUCUAAAGUUGGCAGGUACUUUACUGUGUUACUGUACCCUGCGGUGUUAAUUUUUAAAGUAGAGUUUUUUGCAAUAUGCUUUUAGUCGAAGAAAAGCACAGAUGGAAGCAAUAUUUUUUCUUCUCUGAAGAGGACCCUGAAAGUUAGUUCAUCGUAAAGUGCAAUACUGUUUAAUCUUAAAACUGGGGCAGCUCUGCUGGAACAUCUUUUAACAGAGGCCUCAGUGAUGGUCACUUUGAAUUGCUUGUGAUUUCAAAAAUAAAGCUGUGAGGCAAUCCAUGUGCACACAUACACUUUCAAUGCUAACUUUAUGAAAUGGCCAAAAAAAAAAAAAAAAAAAAGGUUUACUCUUGAGAAACAGUUACUGGAUCAGUUGGAAGGUCUGCUCUUGAAAUAUUUAAGUACUCACUGGCCAGUUACCUAACACAUCUAGUUUUUGCAUUUCUAAGAAUCUCCACCACAUCAUUCUUUCCAUAGGAAUGAAACCUGAAGGUAUUUAGUCCCUUUCCUCUGGUCCUCAAGCUGGGAUGCCUGCCAUGCUUUCCACAGACUCUCCCGUUUAUUAAAACAAAGGGAUGUUUCUUUUCCCAGCUGCAGGGAUGGGGUGGGUAGAGGUAGGGUACUUCUUUUACAUCCUUGUUCUCUGGUGUGGUGGGUGGAGGUAUAACUUUAUAAAAAGUCCCCUUUCCUUGAAGCUUUCUUCUUGCGAUUGAAAAUAUUCACAGAUAACCUUUCAAGUCUGCUCUGCUGGUAGUUUAAUUUGUGGCUUUUCUCUAAGGAGUAAUUAUAUUUUCUAAUUCUUCCAUACUUGUUUUUGAGUAGGCUGCUUGUAAUUUAAAGUUUACUGUAUACUAUUAAAAAAAAGUUGCCUUAUAAA
Canis lupus familiaris (dog) is the source of this 2851-nucleotide messenger RNA. It is a transcript of the gene UGP2, whose product is annotated as UDP-glucose pyrophosphorylase 2. Gene Ontology annotation, molecular function: UTP:glucose-1-phosphate uridylyltransferase activity. Gene Ontology annotation, cellular component: cytoplasm. Bases 375 to 1901 code for a protein of 508 amino acids. Gene Ontology annotation, biological process: glycogen metabolic process; UDP-alpha-D-glucose metabolic process. NCBI's taxonomy places the organism in Eukaryota, Metazoa, Chordata, Mammalia, Carnivora, Canidae. The record is from RefSeq and is a predicted model, not a curated record. The transcript is spliced from 10 exons.